Chiloscyllium plagiosum (whitespotted bambooshark) is the source of this 1685-nucleotide messenger RNA. NCBI's taxonomy places the organism in Eukaryota, Metazoa, Chordata, Chondrichthyes, Orectolobiformes, Hemiscylliidae. The record is from RefSeq and is a predicted model, not a curated record.
GGAUGCCUGAACUUUCUGGGAGAGAAACCAAAACGUUUCCUUGUUUAGUCUGAUCAGGGCAUUGAUUGGUUGAAUGGGAAGGCUUAUGGACAUUUUUUGAGAAGCUCAAGUGCCUGGACAUUAUUUCUAUUUGACUAACUGGCUCUGGUCAUGAUCACUUUAAGAAUCAGCCCCUUCAUUGGAUGCACAUAAUUCUGAUAAGACUCCACUGCCUAUUUAUACUGAGGGUGCACUCUCUCCUUUGGUUUCUCCCUUGAGCAGCUGUGGAAGAAGGUUUUGUGCCAGAUUAAAAAAACCUCCUACACCGCUCUUGUCUGGUGGUUUAAGGGAGAUAAUAUUCUCAGGAGCAUCCUGAGAGUCACUGGCAGGAUACGUGAUAGAUCAGUUACUCACACAGAGGCUCAAUGGCAACAAGAUAAGGGAGCCUGACUGUGAGCUCGGAGGCUCAUAAAGACAGCUUUCGGACAACCUCGAGCCGGGGGGUGGCUAGGCCGUCCUGUGAACCUGAAGGUAGAUUAUUUCAGAAUGACUACUGGAAAAGCCACGAUUGGGAAGCUAGCCCCUGAUUUUGAAGCCACUGCUGUGAUGCCAAAUGGACAAUUUGAGCAACUUAAACUGUCUAAAUACAGAGGAAAAUACGUAGUCUUCUUUUUCUACCCACUUGAUUUCUCCUAUGUGUGCCCAACUGAGAUUAUCGCUUUUAGUGAUCGUAUAGAAGAUUUCAACAAGAUUAAUUGUGAAAUAAUUGCUGCUUCUACAGACUCCCAUUUUGCUCAUUUAGCUUGGAUCAAUACACCAAGAAAGCAAGGAGGACUUGGUCCAACAAAAGUCCCUUUAGUAUCAGACCUUCGUCGCACAAUCUGUGUAGAUUAUGGUGUCUUAAAAGAUGAUGAAGGCAUUGCUUUCCGAGGUUUGUACAUCAUUGAUAAUACUGGUAUUCUACGCCAGAUCAUGAUCAAUGACCUUCCUGUUGGGCGUUCAGUGGAUGAGGUCAUGCGGCUUGUUCAGGCAUUCCAAUUUACAGAUGAGCAUGGUGAAGUUUGUCCUGCUAAUUGGAAACCUGGUGCUGAUACCAUCACUCCUGAUGUAGAAAAAAGCAAGAAUUACUUCACAAAACAGAAAUAAUUUCUGAUUUGUUUAUGGUUCAUUGUGACCAAUAUAGAAUAUUAGCCUGUUAACUGUGUAGCUGAAAUAAGAGUUGUUUUUAGUGAGCAGAUAUUUUGCGGCUGUUUGACACCAAAACUGAUAAGUAUGAGAGUACAUUUUAUGCAUUGAAGCUCUGCUCAGAGCCUCACUUGAUGAGGUAUGGAUCAGAGAAUUGGGAAUGGAGGUAAAUGUGCCUAAUUUGUAUACUCCUAGUUUUCUGGUAAUUAAUUUCUAUCACUGGAAAAGCAAGUGGCCAUAAAUUAGGCUUGAUAAGCCCUAUGCUGCCUGAUUUUCCAUUUGUUGUACUUGUUGAGUAAAGCUCUGUGCCAGGAGCAAAGUCUUGCAGAUUUACCCUGUAUCUGACAAAAUCAGUUUCUACUUCUGUAUUAGUUAGAAAGAAUCUUCUCUUCUGAAGAUUAAAUGCUCCACUGUUUCGUAGGAGUUGGAGCAUAGUGGUGACUUUGAUUAAACCAGUGUUGGGUAAAAUUCAUUACAUAUUUUGUGCAUUUGUCAGUACAGCAAUAAAGUUUUGAAGAGAA